This is a messenger RNA of Sceloporus undulatus (fence lizard), 1823 nucleotides long. RefSeq names its product oxidative stress induced growth inhibitor 1 (gene OSGIN1). The record is from RefSeq and is a predicted model, not a curated record. Bases 182 to 1672 code for a protein of 496 amino acids. The transcript has 6 exons. NCBI's taxonomy places the organism in Eukaryota, Metazoa, Chordata, Lepidosauria, Squamata, Phrynosomatidae.
CCCUGCCAUAUAUUCCAGAGGCAGCCGUGCAAGGAGCCAGAGACAGUGUGUUCAUCUCAUCUGACAGAAGUGGCACCUGUAGACAGCCUCCUUUGGAAAGAGAGUCUCCUGUUUGGCUUUUCAAAGGCACUCUUCGCACUCUGCUAGCAGAGAAAGAAGGAUUGAGAGAGAGAGAGAGACCAUGUUGCAUGCUCAUCUGGAACAGAGCAGUACCAAGCCCCUUCCUGUGGUGAUCAUAGGAAACGGCCCCUCAGGGAUCUGCUUAUCGUACCUACUGUCUGGCAAUAUUCCCUACGUCACAAGGAAUGCCAUCCACCCUAAUCCUAUUUUGCAAAGGAAACUGGAAGAAACACCCAAGCUUUCCAUCUUAGACCAGGACAUUGAAUACCUAUCUGAAGGUUUGGAAGGGCGAUCUUCCAGCCCGGUUGCUCUCCUUUUUGAUGCUCUGUUGCGUCCGGAUACGGAUUUUGGGGGGACAGCGGAUUCGGUCCUUGCUUGGUGGCACCAGCCUGAGAGAGCUGUCCCUCAUUUGGUUCUUGGCAAAAAUCUUCCUGGAGGAGCCUGGCAUUCUAUUGAAGGAUCCAUGUUCACACUGAGUCAGGGAGACUGGAUGGGACUUCCUGACCUUCCAUUCAAGGACUGGCUGAGCAAGAAGAAAAGGGGCUUCAGAAACAAUCGGGCAACUGCUGGAGACAUAGCUCAGUAUUACCAAUACUAUGUGGCAAAAAAAGGACUCAAGAAGAACUUCCUCUGUGGCUCUUUUGUGACGUCGGUGAAGAAAUUAAGCAUGGAUUCUGAUUCCUGCUACACCGGUCCAGAUUCAAGGGACCGCAGCUGCAUGUGGAAUUUCUCAGAGCAACAGCAAGCUGACCCCCAAACUGACCACGGAAGUCUCUUCCAAGUGGAUGGAUUAAUCACAACCUUAAAUGGCACACAGCCCUUUUCUCUGUAUGCUGAAAAUGUGGUUUUAGCCACUGGGACGUAUGACAGUCCAUCCCAGCUUAGGGUGAAAGGGGAGCACCUUCCUUUUGUCCACCAUUCGCUCUCCGCUCUUGAAGAAGCAGUGAAGAACAAGGAAAUUGGCCCAAUGUCUGACCCAAUCCUGAUUGUCGGCGCUGGGCUCACAGCAGCAGACGCAGUCCUCUUUGCGCACCAUUGCAACAUCCCCGUGAUUCAUGCCUUUCGACGGAGGGUGAACGAUCCAGCCCUCAUCUUCAACCAGCUUCCUAAGACAAUGUACCCCGAGUAUCACAAAGUCCACCAGAUGAUGAAAGAGCAGGCUGUCCUUUGUCCAGGGCCGUAUGAGUGUUACAUCAGUCUUCCGGAGCAUCACAUCGUCUCCUUCACAGAGGACCGGAAGUGCAUCUUUCGUGACAAAAGCCACCGCCAAAAAGUACACAACAUCUCCAUGGCUUUUGUCCUCAUAGGCUCCACCCCCAACUUGUCCUACCUACCCAACAAUGGGGUGGACUUGGCUGUAGAUUGCGAGCAGCCAGUCAGCUCCAAGAGGAACCCCAUUGAUAUUGAGCCCUUCACUUAUGAAUCCGUCCAUGAGAAGGGACUCUAUGCCAUGGGACCAUUAGCCGGGGACAACUUUGUACGGUUUGUCCAAGGUGGGGCUUUGGCCAUUGCCAGCUCUCUGCUGAAGAAGGUCAACAAAAACCCUCCAUAGCACUUGGCAAUUAUUUCCUCUUCUCUGGAGGAAUCAUAAAAUCCUAGAGUUGGAAGAGACCACAAGGGCCAUCCAACCCAAUCCCAUUCUGCCAUGCAGGAAGACACAAUUGAAGCAUUUUUGAAUGAUGGCUAUCUAGCCUCUGUUUAAA